AUGUUUCCAACGGCCCACAACAAUAAUGCUGGUGGUAACAUGAUGCAAACGAACAAUAAUCCAGGAGCAUCAUCAUCAGUGGCCACUAAUGGAGCAUCCAAUCAACUACCACCACCGGAACAAGGUUAUCUUUCUCAACCUAAUAUGCCUAUGGGCAUAAACUAUCCUAUCCCACAACACCCUAAUUAUCAUAGUACCAACUCGUAUCAAACACCACUGAUGUCCCACAAUAAUCCACCAACACCAUCCAAGUCGAAUACAUCACAGGGAAUGAUUAAUCCUUCUACUGGACAACAAACUAUGGAAAAUCAAACUUCAGUUCCUCCUCAUCAACCAUAUCAACCACAACCAUUGGUGCACAAUUCACCAGGAAAGGCAGGAUAUUAUUCUGCUCCAAAUGCUGGUAUUGCAUCAUCAAGUAAUCAAAAUAUACCUCCUCAAUAUGUUGUAGAUAAUCAUCAACAUGGUUACACUGUUGUGGAUCAUCAAAAUGUUGCUCCAACUUCUGUUAAUCAAGUGGAAGCAACAAUUGAGGAACCUAGGACAAGAGCAAGUGAUGAACCACAACUUGUAUUUUCUUGUAAACAUUGCCGAACAAUAUUUAUUGAUAGUAAUGCUCUAUUUUUCAAUGGUGAGGAACAUGGAAUUAUUACAUUCUUGAAAGUACACAAGGUGGAAGUAAGAGAAAAUGUACAAAUUGCACCAAAUGAUAGAUUUGAUGCUGGAAGUAAUUACUAUCCAUUAUUUUGUAAACAAUGUCAAACACUUGUUGGAAGAAAAUAUUUAAUGAGUGACAAGUCACCAAUUGUAGAUAUUAUUGGAUAUUACACUUUGGAUAUUGAUGCAUUAUCUCUGUAUGAAAUGUGGACUGCUGAACAAGAAACUGGAGAAAUUCAAGGAGGUCACAUCGAUAACAUUAAAUCAAUUCCAACCAACAGAUCAAUCAUGAAAGAAAUUACGUUAUUGAAAAAUGCUCUAUUAAUGUUACAACACAAUCAAUCAUCUCAAGGUAAAGAAAUACAUCUCCUCAAACAAGAAAUUAAUGGAACUGUGGAUAAGAAUGAUAGUGUUAAAAAGAUACCUGAAUUAAUUCAAAAAAUGGCACGCAUUGAAAAGGAACUGAACAUAUCCCAAGAGGAACAAAAGAAAAUUUCACACAUAAACAGAAGAUUAAAUAAUGAAGUUGGGCAUAUCAAGAAGGAAACCGGCAUCACUCCCUUGGGAACAGAACCUAUUAAGCCACCACCACCAACCAACCAACCAUCAAACAAAAAGAGAGCUAGUAUGGGCAGCACAACAGCAGCCAUUGAAAGUUCUCACACACCAGAAACCACCAACUCUAAGAAAAAGAAGACUAAAUAA
Molecule: messenger RNA, 1362 nt
Organism: Naegleria gruberi
Lineage: Eukaryota; Heterolobosea; Eutetramitea; Acrasida; Naegleriidae
Exons: 1
Coding region: 1-1362 (453 amino acids)
Biological process (GO): CENP-A containing chromatin assembly; chromosome segregation
Cellular component (GO): nucleus; chromosome, centromeric region; chromatin
Source: RefSeq, a predicted model, not a curated record